Hymenoscyphus albidus is the source of this 1419-nucleotide messenger RNA. The record is from the annotation of a GenBank genome assembly. Lineage: Eukaryota; Fungi; Ascomycota; Leotiomycetes; Helotiales; Helotiaceae.
AUGCAUCGAGCUCUUGGACUCACCGAAAUUGUGGCAACCAUCGUCGAGACCGGGAGUGCAUCUCUCGAUUUCCUGCGUUCUUGUCUCCUCAUUAACAAAUUCUUCUCACACGAGGCUGCUAGGUUAAUAUGGAAGGAAUGUGGCUUGGGAAAAUCGUAUAUCAGUCCACAGAUUGGCCGUCUCGUCAGGACUCUAUCGGAGAACGCCCAGAGAGCACAGUACUACGCCAAUUUCGUCCAGACCCUCUGCAUUUUCCAGAGAAAAAGAAACAUUUGGCAUGAAUAUUUGGCCUCUUUGGAGUUCCCUCGACUGAAGAAUUUCCAUCGCCAGGACACGGAGAUGACCGGACCACCUAUCGACCUUAAAGAUCUAGCCCUUCCUUACCCCCAGAGAGGCCUUGAGGCGUUGUCAAUUUAUAGAUCGUCGGUUUUAAUUAUCUCUGAUUGCUCUCUAGAGAUACUAUCAAGUCAUACUUCGCCAAAACUAAAGAAGCUAAACCUGUUCCGAAUGCAGCAUAGAACCGUGUCUAAAGAUGGACUUGUCCGUUUUCUUACCAAUACCAACCCUCUUGUGGAACUUGAUAUUAGUUGCCUUGACAAGUGUUGGUCGCGAAAAGCAUUUCAGCGCAUACUUCUGAGAUUUUGCAAUUUGGUGUACCUUUCGCUUCCAGAUAUUCCUGAUGAUUGGAUUCUUUCGCCCAGCAAAAACGAUACCAAUGUCCCACCUGCAUUUCCAAAUUUGAGAACCUUACGCGUCGGAGUAAAUGAACAAGGCUUGGAGCUUUUAGCUCGCAAUGCACCAGCCUUGGAGACUCUUGAACUAUCUUCACAAGACCUUCCUCCCUCUCGCCACAUCCUUCUGGCGGCAGCGGGAUUUACGAAAUUGAGAAGGCUUAUAAUCAGCUUCGGUCAAAGCUCCAGAAUCUAUGGAGAGGAUCUUCUUCUGCUAUCUCAAGAAUGUCCUUGCCUUACUUGCCUUAGUAUUCAGUCCAACAAAGGUUUUCACCCUAAAGGGUUGGACAUUUCCGACAAUCUCAUUGAGGAAGUAGCUCAGAAUUUGACAGAACUCAUCACGUUGACCAUCUGCAUUGAUUCUCCGAGUCCACUCACCCAACGAGCUGUCUAUUCGGUGAUUAGGCACUGCAAGGAUAUUAGUUAUCUACACAUGUCCUGCGAUUUUAAUUGGCGAGAGACUGUCGAUGGGGUCCCAGAAUUUACGUCUGCUAAAAUGCUUAGCAUGACCCUUCUUCUUAACGAGAACGGUCCAUUAGCAGAUGCCAACGAAGAAUUAGCGAAUCGGCUCAGGAAGCGUCUUGUUCUAUUGACGCCUGCAAUGAAGUAUUUAUAUUUACAGAGUAGAAAUCGGUUUUGGGCGAUAGAAUUUGAUCCGCCUAGUAGCCGCAUCCGGGACGACUAUUAG